UUCCCUUACUCUCUUAGCUAUCUUCCAUGGCAUUCCUUGCCAAUCAUUUAUCUUUCUUCCUCCUAAUUACUCUCUUAUCCUCAUUGCAAAUCCAUGCAAGAGACAACAAAUUCUUCAACAAAAUUUCCACCAACAACAAUGGUCAUGAAAAAGAGACAAAGGAAGUAACUCCAAACAAAGAGCAAGAACCAAAUUUCAUACCUGAAAAUGAAAAUGGCUAUGGUGUUUAUGAUGAAUCAGGUCAGCUUUCACCUUCUACUACUACCCCUAUGAAUAACCUUCUUAAUAGCAAGUACCUUCCCAAGAAUUACAACCCUGUCGCAUAUGUUACUGUCCCUCAGGACAAUCCUAAUAACAACAACGACGACAACAAUAAUAACAACUACAACCAAUAUUACAAUGGUGAUACUACUUAUGGCAAUGUCACCGAUAACAACAAUAACAACUACAACCAAUACUAUAGUGGUGACAAUACUUAUGACAACGGCGACAACAACAAUCAGUACUAUAGUGGUGACAAUACUUACAACAACAACAACAACAACCAUUACCACAAUGGUGGUAGCGAUUACUACAACAACAAUAAUUACCCUGGCAAGAAUGUUGGCAACAGUUACUACAACGAUCAAGAACAAAGCUAUCCCCUUGACUAUAACCACUAUAAUGUUGGCAAUGGUCAGGGGGUGCAGAAGCAGCGCAUGAGUGACACAAGGGUCUUGGAAAAUGGGAAAUACUCCUAUGAUGUCAAUACAGAGAAGUAUGUGAGGGAUCCACAUGAAAAUUCAAGAGAAUUUGCGAACUCCUAUGCUGAUAAUGAGUUAAGCAACUACAACAACGUCAAUUUUGUGAAGUAUGAGAAUGAAGAGGAGUUCCAACCAGAAGGGGACAUGCCUUGA
Molecule: messenger RNA, 896 nt
Organism: Nicotiana attenuata
Lineage: Eukaryota; Viridiplantae; Streptophyta; Magnoliopsida; Solanales; Solanaceae
Exons: 1
Coding region: 27-896 (289 amino acids)
Source: RefSeq, a predicted model, not a curated record